Culex quinquefasciatus (southern house mosquito) is the source of this 7652-nucleotide messenger RNA. It is a transcript of the gene GluClalpha, whose product is annotated as glutamate-gated chloride channel. Gene Ontology annotation, biological process: signal transduction; chemical synaptic transmission; chloride transmembrane transport. Lineage: Eukaryota; Metazoa; Arthropoda; Insecta; Diptera; Culicidae. The coding region runs from base 541 to 1947 and encodes 468 amino acids. The record is from RefSeq and is a predicted model, not a curated record. Gene Ontology annotation, molecular function: transmembrane signaling receptor activity; chloride channel activity; extracellular ligand-gated monoatomic ion channel activity. Gene Ontology annotation, cellular component: membrane; synapse; neuron projection. The transcript has 13 exons.
UCAGGUGUAGACAGUGGACGGAAGCAGUUGGGUUUUUUUUGCUGGAACGUCGGAACGUUGGCCUGCGGUUGGAGAUUACUGGCACAAGCAGAAGAAGAAGAAGAGUGAGGUCCUGGAUCAUUCAAGUGUCUUCCAGUGUGUGUGAGUGAGUGUGGCAGUGCAAAAUUUUCCUGUGCAAGAGUGAAACAUAAUUUCAAAAGUCAAAAUCCCAACAUUAAAGCACACCUCAAAUGAGCAAGUUUAGUUUGGGUCCCAAAGUGAGAUAAUGGAAGCCCGCAGCGUUUCCCUGAAAAGUGUGUGAAAAUUCCCGUCGCCGACCCUGGCGUGAACCACUUGAACUUUGCAUCCCAUGAGGUGCAGGAAGCAAAAGAAGAAGAACACAUCGAAAUAGCGACUUUUCCACACCUUUUCGGAAACGGCGACACCUAAAGAAGCAACUCAACAAAAAAAAAAAGAGAAAAAUUUUCGCACAAAAUACCUCGGUGAGAGCGAGAAAAAUCGGGAAAAAUUACCUCCAGAAUCAAGCGCAACAUCUUCAGAAUGGCCCCAGGCCAUUACUUCUGGGCAAUAUUCUACUUUGCCUGUCUGUGCAGCGCGUCACUAGCUAACAACGCCAAGGUAAACUUCCGCGAGAAGGAGAAGAAGAUCCUCGAUCAGAUCCUCGGUGCCGGUAAAUAUGACGCCCGAAUCCGACCGUCGGGCAUCAACGGAACAGACCUCGAGGCUACACAAGUGUUCGUCAACAUGUUCCUUAGAUCGAUCUCGAAAAUCGACGAUUACAAAAUGGAGUACAGCGUGCAGCUAACAUUCCGAGAGCAGUGGCUGGACGAGCGACUCAAGUUCGACGAUAUCGGAGGCCGCCUCAAGUACCUGACGUUGACCGAGGCGAACCGCGUCUGGAUGCCGGAUCUGUUCUUCUCGAACGAAAAGGAGGGCCACUUCCACAACAUCAUCAUGCCGAACGUGUACAUCCGCAUCUUCCCGUACGGGUCCGUCCUGUACAGUAUACGAAUCUCGCUGACGUUGGCCUGCCCGAUGAACCUGAAGCUGUACCCCCUGGAUCGGCAGGUCUGCUCGCUCCGGAUGGCUAGCUACGGUUGGACCACCGCCGAUUUGGUGUUCCUGUGGAAGGAGGGCGACCCGGUACAGGUGGUAAAGAACUUACACCUACCACGCUUCACGCUGGAGAAGUUCCUCACGGAUUACUGCAACAGCAAGACGAACACUGGUGAAUACAGUUGCUUGAAGGUGGACCUGCUGUUCAAGCGCGAGUUCUCGUACUACCUGAUCCAGAUCUACAUUCCAUGCUGCAUGUUGGUCAUCGUGUCCUGGGUGUCGUUCUGGCUGGAUCAGGGUGCCGUACCGGCCCGGGUAUCGCUCGGGGUUACCACACUGCUGACCAUGGCCACGCAAACAUCCGGUAUCAACGCGUCUCUGCCGCCGGUGUCGUACACCAAGGCCAUCGACGUGUGGACUGGCGUCUGUUUGACGUUCGUGUUUGGGGCACUGCUAGAGUUCGCCCUGGUCAACUAUGCUUCCCGUUCAGCGGACCGGGCUGCAGAUAUGCACCGGGAGAACAUGAAGAAGAAGCGGCGCGAGCUGGAGCAGGCCAGCCUGGACGCGGCGUCCGACCUGCUCGACACGGACAGCAACGCCACCUUUGCGAUGAAGCCCCUGGUGCGCCACCCGGGCGAUCCAUUGGCGCUUGAAAAGUUACGACAGUGCGAGGUGCAUAUGCAGGCCCCGAAGCGGCCCAACUGCUGCCGAAGUUGGCUGGCCAAGUUCCCCACCAGCCCAUUAAAGAAGGUUCCAUGCUUCGGACGGGGAAAAUGCUCCCGGUCGAAACGCAUCGACGUCAUCUCCCGGAUAACGUUCCCGCUCGUGUUUGCCCUGUUCAAUCUGGUCUACUGGAGCACCUACCUCUUCCGGGAAGAGGAGGAGGAGUAGACGCUGCCGGCGGUGGAACGCACCGGAGCGGCAGUGCUGCCAGACGGCGACGACGACGACGCGGGCAGGAUCAGCAGACACAUUUAUUAUGAUAUUAUUGAAGGAACAUCAAAUAUGAGAAACUAUGUAGUCAUAACGUUAGUAGUGCUAGGGAUAGUGCGAGAGAGGCGAAGCAAAAUCCAUCAGUGAAAUUCAUUUUGAAGUAGUUUGUACGAAAAAUCAAGAAAGGGGUAGCAAAAAAAAAAAGUUUUAACACAGUAUAACACACUAUGCAAAUUACAGCGUAACCAGACGUUAAAAAAUAAUCUGUUGUCGAACCCACACAAGAAAAAUACUGCUCAACAAAUUAACAAAACACAACCACACACAUAUGAGAAAUAAUCAAACCGAAACUUUUUUAAAAACAAUAACAACCAAUCACAGAUCUCAUGCUCAAUCAGACACACACACAUCUCUAGAUUAUCUCGCACUUUCAUCUUCUGCUGAACUUUUAUCCGCCAAACGAAUAGCAAAUCAUCGGACAUUCUCGAAUUAUGUGUCUAUGUCACUGUGGAAAAACAAACAAAUGUGCGUGUUUACAACAUACACACACACAUACAAUCACUCACUCUUAUACGAAUACGCAAAAACAAAUCAGAUUUAAAAAAGGAAGCUUACGUAGUAAGCCGUGGUUGAUGAGUUACGUAAUUAAAAAAAUGCAUAGCAAACAGUACAAUUUUUGUUUACCAAGCAAAAAAAAAGAAUACAGUCAAACAAUAGCCAAAGCAAGCCAAGAAAAAGUAAUAAACAAGCACACACACACACACACACACACACAUAUUAUAAUUGUCUAUACUGGUAAUCGUUCUACACUGUACGAAAUUGCACACACAUAGAAAAAUAAAACACAUGCAAGCCCUAAGUUGAACACACGGAAUGGGUGGAAAAGUGUACCUUACUGUUUGAAUUAUAUAACAAUAUUAAUUUCUACAAAUUUUUGAUUUUUCAACAUCCAAAAAUCAAAAAGUAAACAAUUCUGUACAAUUUUCAAUCAUAAGAAGUUGCCGGUCGCAAAGAAUACGAUUUUCGAAGUUUCUCUUUUUUUUUUCACUGAAAAACGCUUGAAGUAAAACAAAAAUGAAUGAAUUUGAAAUGGUGAUUUUAUCAUUAUCAAGGCAUGUCGUCUAACAUGCCAUGACAUGAUAUGAGCGACACGUUUUCUAACUUUUAAAAAACUAUAUUUUUGAGGUUUGCUAAAAAAUUGUUGUGAUAAGGCCAAUUCUCUGACAUUUUUUUCACAUUGAAUUUCCGAUGGUUUGAAAUUGAUAAGAUCAACAACCUCUUUACACGAAGCUCUCACCCACCACCAAACGUUUGUUUUGAUAGUGUGAGUGAGAUCCAUGCAAGGUAUGUAGAUUUGUUAGGUAAGGCGGGUUUUCAAGCUGUCAAAAUAGUUAGUUAGCACAAAAAACGGAUUUUAUAUGGAGAUUUUCAGAAAAGUGAGAAUUUGACAAAUUUGCGGGCAAAUUUCACCGGAUUUUUUUCUGUGGGGUUGUUUGGCAUGCCAAACUGAACAGAAAUACGCUUUUAAAACACAUUUUUUUUAAAUCAACUAAACGCUUUUUUCGGUUCAGUUUUGCAUGCUAAACAACCCCACAGAAAAAAAAAUCAGGUGAAAUUUGCCCGGAAAAUGGUAUUUUGACAGCUGGGAAUUCCCGCCUUACCUAAUCUAAUCUACAUACCUUGAGCUAAAUGUAAAAAGUGACAGUUGGUUACUUUUAAGUUUGACUUUAUCAAACUGUCAGGAUACACACUGAAAAGAGUCAAACGAAAAGUGUCCAGUCACCGGAGAUUAGGUGCAGUAUCUGAAGCAACUUGCAUACAAGUUAAGCAAGCAGGAAUAUUUCUCCGGUUAGUUUACAAUACGUCGUAACAGCCAUAGCGCCCUUCGACACUUAGGUAUUUGAUUUUUUUUUCUCUAAUACAAAUCAAAUUUUCGUCGUUUUUUCAGUAAAGAGUAUUGAGAGGACGUGCAGAUGAACAACUAAACGCAUUUUUAAAUUUGAUAAUUCGUAAAUUGAACGAGAUCCGAUCGAAAAUCGGGUUUGUUCACAGUUUGGGCCCAGGAUCUUUUUGAAACUAGCUCGAGAUAAUUUUUUUUAGAAUCACAUUUGUCUCUCCAAAGAUUCUCAAAAUUUCAAAAUGCGCUGUCAGUGGUUGUAAAUAAGAACCAUUUGAAACUUAUUUUGUGAGCCUUAAAAGUGUUAACUAACAAGUUAUCGUACCCAAUAAAUCAACAAAUAACAAAAUUACAAUGAGUGAUAAAACAAAACUUUCAUUUGAUGAUUCCUGCACCAAAAUAUCAGAGGGUGCAGCGACCGUCACGAGCUGUCGAAUCGCAACAUAGAGUUAAACUUCCUAUGCGGUUGCUGUGAAGCUUACCAAGGCUUUUCAAAAAGGUUAACUCCAUGUUGCACCACACCACUUUUAAUUUCUCGACAGUUUUGGAGUUCUCUUCUUUAAUUUCGUGAUUGCCAGCAAGAGCAUUCUCUUUCUAUCACUCCUUCUCUUUUCCUCGCUCACUCACACUCGCCAAAUACUGUCCGCUUCUCUCGAAGGAACACGCCGCGCGGCCUUUCAGAAUGUGCCGCAAACAUUGUUGUCAGCGAUUUUCUGCACUUUCUGCAUUUUCUGCACGACAAAAACACGUAGUAUGGGAUUUGACAGCGCGCAUUUGCAAAAGUGCGGCACGUCGUUUCGAGGUUGAUUUGCCGCGUGUCAUUUUGGGGAAACCGCGCAAUAUUCUUUUGUUUACUCAGGAAACCGCAAUAAAAGAAUGCGAAACGGGGAAUGUGAACUAACCACGGAUUACGUCCCGUUAAACUGUGUUGGCAAAUUUCGUUUUGUGGCGGCUUUUAUGGCUACGCUCUGGUAAGGGUAGAUGAUUGAAUUGUAAAAAAUUUAAUUAAGUUUGAAACAUGAAAAAUUUUGCAAUCACUUUUUUCUUAUCUAGAAAAAAGGUCAAUUUUGGAGCUGUUUUUCAGCAAGAGCAAAAACUAAUUUUUAUUGUGGCGAUUUAACAAAAAAAAUACAAGAUUUCCCGGAAACAUCAAAAAUAAGUUGAAAAUCAAUAAGCGGUUGUAAAAUUGAAUUUUAUAUGGCCAAGUUCUUUUCUGAAAUUUGAAGAACUACGCCGAUUCCGAGAUAAAUCCACAAUUGUUGUUGUUGUUUAUUCAUUUAUUUCUGGCAGCUUUAACCUUCUUGGUAACCAUAAUACAUUUAUUGAUUAUGUUAGGUUUAACAAACAAAUUAGUAUGAAGUCUUAUAUGGCAGAACCAAUUAUGAAAAAUAGCUUUUUUAGUCACAGUAAAGCCUCAACAAAGUUAAAGUCAAAUCAAAAAAUAAAGGAAAAUAAAUCCACUGAAAAAAAAAUUAAAAAAUUCUACCGCACAGCAAAAAAACGACAAAAUUGCAUGCAAAAGCACAUUUGAGUGACUUGACGUUUGCAUGGAAAAUCUUCAAAAAAUGUUCAAUUCAAUCAGAACAGCUAUUUUCUGAUAAGGCUAACUUUCUUCGGGAAAGUUUUAGCAAAUAUUCUCAAUUUAAACGACAGUCUUCAAUUUUAAGAAUAUUAUAAAAAAAAAUAAACAAAUAACAAAAAAGUUGGUUUUCCAUACAAAUUCCCAACAACAUAUUUGAAAUGCUUUGCGGAAGGCCAGAUCUGCUCUGACCGCUCUAAAAUUUUUGGAAGUUGUUUUGAGGAUUGUGACCGGAAAAUGGCUAAUCUGUAUUUCGAGCCAACCCUUAUUCAUUAGUCUCUCCAACUUUACUUCAUGUUGUGAAGUCGAUUUUUUUCAAAAAAUAGAGACAUUAAUAUUUGGAUCAGAAUAUUCAAAUAAGAUACAAAUUUCUUGAUCUCUGGGACACGACAAAUAGGUGUUUCGAUGUAUAUUUGAAGAGUUUUCGAGACUGAGGGUAAAGUGAGGCACAUUUAUCGUGUUGUAUUUUGCUGCUUGGAUCGUGAUUUUCACUACUACUACUUACUACUUUGCUACUGAAUGUCAUGUACUGGUACACCGGGAGUUUAAAAGAAUUAUAAUUUGGUUCAUGUAAUUGGUUGAAAUUAAACACAACGGAAACGUCAUGUGGCAGAAUAUCAAUACCAAACUGUUCAUUUUCAAUACAGACAGAAUACAUUAUGCAAUUUCUUUUAAACCAUUCAAAAACACCAAGAAUUACUGAUAAUUAUUUCAGCAAAUCAUUUCUUCCAUAAGCAUACAAGUAAAGGUACACUAACGACAUAAACUGCUUGUUCAACAACUUUUUUUCAAAUGCAUCAAGCUUCCGAUAUCCCAUAGAUUUCCCCCUAGAAUGAAAAUUCAUUUCUAACCAAAGUCAUCAAGUAGGCCAACUGUGUUUCAACGAAAUAUCGGAUUCAAUGCAACCUUACACUACCGUCUUACAACAACUCUCUAACGCUGGCAAAUGAUGUUUGGCGCGUGUGUCAUCAAUUUUAUACUGCAAAUCAGAAUAAAAAACCUAAAAUUCUCACACACACUAACUCUAAGCAUCUGUGGAUGAUCAGCUAGAUCGUGUAUGAUUUGUAUUACAAGUUUAGCUAACAAAAAAAUAAAGAAUAAUAACAUAAAAAUGUUUAAAAUACAGGGUUACAAACGCGUUAAAAGUGCAAGUGAAACGUUGUAAAAAUAGAGCAGAGACAGGUGAUGGUAUAAAUAAUAUGAAAACAUUGAGUAGUGUUACAGUUUGAGCAUUACCGUACUCAACAGAGAAAAAAAAACGUCACGAAGGUGCUGAGAAAGAAUCUUUCCCCUCAACAAUCGUUUUGUUUUGAAUGCAUUUAAACCUCCGGAUUGCCACGCGUUGUGGCGAAAUUUUUAUACAAACUAGCGUUUUCAAGCGACAGAGAAAAAACAACGUAUUUUCACUCACAGAUUGCUUUUCUUUUUAAUGCCAGUUUUUGAAAAAAAUGGUGCAAUCAUUUAUCGAAGAAAAAAAACAAGCAGUAGGCUGUGAGCAACUUCUGGUUGGACACUUGAAACAUUUUGAAGGUUAUGUUUAAUUGGGUUAAAUUUCACGGCGGAAACUAAACUAAAGAUGCUGCCAAUCAAAUUUAGAGAUGAUUUUCUAAAAUAAAAUAUAACGUUUUCUGCUACAAAUUUGGUUUGGUUAAGUCCCCGAGUAUCAACUCAGCAGUUUAGGUAAAUGUUGUGAGUGUAAAUUAAAAAUGAGAAUUUAGCCCGGGAAAAUACUCAACCAACAUCCUCCCAAAGGUUAGACCUAAAUCGAUAACCAUAUUAUUUGGUAGUGAAUGUUGAUACCGUUAAAAUCAUACGAUCAAUCAACAAAACAAAAGAAAAAACAGUAUAUCAUUGUGAGAAUAUGCGCUAGGAAAUACCAAUCAAUCAGUUGUUUACUGUACAUUUUUUAUUAAACCAACUUAAAGGCAAAACGAUACACGAAAGAAUUUUAUUACACGUUAUCACUAAAAGGAAGAGAAAAUAAUGGGAAGAAACUUAUGGUCUAGCCAAAGCAUGGUAAACACAAUUACAGCUGUAAAUUUUUUACACGCUAAGAUUUGUCUUUCUUUUUCCUAAAACUAAAACAUGAAAACUGUGUAUAAGUUACAUAAAUUAGGUUUAAGAAUUAUUGUUUCGAGAGAAUGUAAGGAAGAAAAAAAUAAAUUAUAUACAAAAUACUCGUUUAAA